Molecule: messenger RNA, 657 nt
Organism: Paramecium octaurelia
Lineage: Eukaryota; Ciliophora; Oligohymenophorea; Peniculida; Parameciidae
Source: the annotation of a GenBank genome assembly
AUGUUUAAAGGUUUCAAAAAAUCAACAUCAAAUAGUUCUCAAGAGUCUCAAAAAAUAUAAGAGUCAAAUUCUUCAAAUGCAGAAAAAAUAAUGAGAUAAUUAGAAUAAAAAAAAAGUGACUUGGAAAAUAUUAUCGAAAAAUAUUGUGAAAAACUUGAGUAGCUGGAUAAAUAAUGCAAAAGAUAUAUUUCUGAUGGUAAAAAAUGUGCUGCAAAAGGAUGCAUCAUGGAAAUGUAAACUCUCAAAUAAUAAAUCUCAAUGUAUCAUAAAAAAAUAAAUAUCAUAAUCCAAAUGAAGAUUAAGAUAGAAACGAUAAGUUAGGAUCAAGAUUUAGGUAAUCUGAUGGAAUAGGCAACAGGUUUGUUUAGAAAUUCAUAAGAUGUAAACGAUUAACUAACUGAAAGUCUAUAAACUUGGUAAGAGUUCUUAGAAUCUUAAAAAGAAAGAGAUAAUAUAUUCAAAGAAAUGGAGAAUAAGUUUGUUGAUAAUUAAGAAAUAGAAGAUACCUUAAAUUAAUAUGAGUAAGAAAUUUAGUCAGAAAAAUUAAAGCAAAAGCUAGACGCUGUUCCAAGCGAAAAGAUUUAACCAUUACAAAAUUGUCAACUUAAUAGGCAAAUGCAAGCGACGAAUGCAAAAGUGGAUUUGCUCUUGAAUUGA